AACCUAAAUCCCAAACUUCUCUCUCACACACGUUCAUUGCCUCUAUCUUCCCUCCCUCUCGCGUUCUCUCUCUCUCUCUCUCUCUCGCGCGCGCGCGCGCGCGCAGUUUCUCUUUCCUUGCUUGCUCUCGAUCUACGGUUGAAUCGACGCCGGUGGCCGUCGCGGUGGAUCUCCGGAGAAGAUGACGGCGACGCUACGAACUUGGUGAACUGAAUUGCAGUUCCUAGAAAGACGUUCUAAAGAGGGGAGAGAAAGGGGGUGCAAGGGAUAUUUCUGGGGUUUUGAAAUUUUUUGAUAAUCAGAACUGUCCCUUGACCAAACUAGAAUGGACUCAAGACAGAACGGAGAUAUCAUCAAGCAUUUGGAGAAGCAGAAUGAGCUACUUAUGGAAGCCUAUAGAUCAAUGUCGCAUGAAUUGCACAAACUUCAGGUAGAAGAAGAAAUGCUGAUGCGCAAGUUUUAUGAGAUUAUGUCUGCUCAUGGUAAAAUUAAAAAGACUGAGGAUCGUAGUAUCGUUUUGGACGACCGCAUUGUUGAAGAAUCUACUGCGUUGGUUACUUCAACUAGCAAUGAAGAACAGUGAAGACGUUGAUAUGUUUCUCUUUGACUUCUCUUCAAAUUCUUGAAUAAUUGUAAAUGCUCUUUUAAUUUUUUUUUUUUUUUUUUUAUAUACGUUGCUCAGUUCAAUUUCUGUUUAAUUCUCUUUAUUGCAAAGAAUUGGUGGUCUGCAUUUUCACGCUGCUAUUUAUUCUACCCUCUUAGACUAAACUUUGCAAGGUGAUUGAAAUCUGAGUAAAGUUUUUUUC
Molecule: messenger RNA, 806 nt
Organism: Morus notabilis
Lineage: Eukaryota; Viridiplantae; Streptophyta; Magnoliopsida; Rosales; Moraceae
Exons: 5
Coding region: 326-583 (85 amino acids)
Source: RefSeq, a predicted model, not a curated record